Hippoglossus stenolepis (Pacific halibut) is the source of this 5612-nucleotide messenger RNA. Its product is annotated as serine-aspartate repeat-containing protein I. Gene Ontology annotation, cellular component: membrane; sarcoplasmic reticulum. The transcript has 33 exons. Gene Ontology annotation, molecular function: signaling receptor binding. The record is from RefSeq and is a predicted model, not a curated record. NCBI's taxonomy places the organism in Eukaryota, Metazoa, Chordata, Actinopteri, Pleuronectiformes, Pleuronectidae. Bases 773 to 5041 code for a protein of 1422 amino acids.
GGGCCUGAGGCUCAGAGACACAGUGUGAAUGUGACAGUGACUAAAUACAUUCAGACUUCCACUGGAGGUGAAGUUUCUGACCAGUUCAGACAAAGAGGGAUUUAGUGGUUUCCAGUCAGAUUGCUUAUAUCUCCAAGUCGUGUGAAACCACUACACACAUUAUAUCCACGUGUCUCCAGCAGCUACAGUGGCCGGUGGGGUAAAGUUACCGUGAAGCUCGUUGUCCCAGGUCUCUCUUCAUCGUCCAUUAGUCCCCGUGGUCGAUCUAAUUCUGUCAGAGCUGGAGGAGGGGAGGGGGGCUGCUCGAGCCACAACCCCAGCCCCAACCAGGCAAAGGGCAAAGACAGUGACCACCUCAACCGGGUCCCUGUCCCACUCCCCCGGCCUCGACCACUGGGACAGACGUCACUGAACUGGACCAGCUCACAAUCAUCUGGACCCUUCGAGAUCUUCUUUGAAAAGUGCACAGUUGAUUGCCGGGAAUGGAAAAAGAGGUGUAGAGUUACCGGCGGUGGCCUGAGGGGUUCGAGCAGCAGCCUUUUUUCACGUGACGCUGCUGGAUUGGAGUUAGAGACUGGGAUUAAAUCGCACACAGGAGUCCAGGAUCUGCAGCAGGCGUUUGUUCUCAUGGCAACUUGAUCUGCACAGAGGAUUUACUGCUGGAAUAGAAGUUUUAUUUUGAAACUGCAGUAUGACUGAAGCAGUUGAAGAGCUGAAGCUCCUGUGACUCUGCGGUGUCCUCAGCAGAUCGCGGUCGUCCACCACCACCACCAUGGUCAUCGACAGUAAGAGCGGCGACGCCGGCUCGUCUCUACGGACGCCAAAGAAAACGUUCACAGAGGACGUGUCCUCCACGUUCAGCUCCCCGCUGGCCUGGAUCUUAGUCCUGGCCCUCGUCAUCACGUGGUCCUGUGUCUUCGUCAUCAUGUUCGAUCUGAUUGACUACAAGACUCUCUCAGGUCGCCCGCCUCCUGGCGUCAGGAAGGUUUUUAAGGAUUCAGGGCGUAGAGGAGGCCUCACCAAGAUCAGCUCCGACCCCAUGAAGGUGGUGAACGAUGCGGUGGAGGAAUCGACAAACGCGAUCAGCUUGAUGUUCAAAUUCGCCGCCAGCCUGAUCGCCCCAGAGGAAGAUGACGGAAAUCUAUACGCCGUGAGAAAAAAAGGAGAAUUUUUGCCGUCUCGGAGUAAAGUUGUAGGGAUGCAAGCAAAGACAAAACCACCAGUAGUUGACGCUGUGGAGGAAGAGGAGGAGGGAGAUGAAGAGGAGGCUGCUGAGGAGGAGGAGGAGAAGGAGGAGGAGGAUGAAGGAGAUGCAGAAGAGGGGGAACAACUAGAGGAGUAUGAAGAGGAGUAUGAAGAUUAUGAUGAGGAUGAGGAAUAUGAGGACGAGGAAGAGUAUGACGAGGAGGAGGAAGAAUAUGAGGAGGAGGACUAUGAGGAGGAGGAGGAAGAAUACGAGGAGGAGGAAGCUGAAGAGGAGGAAGGAGUUGAAGUGGAGGAGGCAGGGGGAGUUGAAGACGAUGAAGAAGAGGGAGCAGACGCUGUUGGGGAGGUGGAGGAAGAGGAGGAGGAGGAAGAAGAAGAGGAGGAAGAAGAAGAUGAAGAGGAGGGAGCAGAAGCGGUGGAGGAGGUGGAGGAAGAGGAGGAGGAGGAAGAAGAAGAUGAAGAGGAGGGAGCAGAAGCGGUGGAGGAGGUGGAGGAAGAGGAGGAGGAGGAAGAAGAAGACAUAGAGGAGGGAGCAGAAGCAGUGGAGGGAGAUGAGGAAGAGGAAGAUGAGGGACAAGAAGUGGAGGACAAGGUGGGGGAGGAGGAAGAGGAGGAGGAGGAGGAGGAAGAAGGACCUGCAGAGGAAGAACAAGAGGAGGAGAAGAAAGAUGAAGCAGCUGUGGAUGAAGAGGAGGAUGUGGCCGAGGAAGAGGAGAAUGGGGUAGCUGCUGAGGUGGAGCAAGAUGAUGAAGAUGAUGAUGAGGAUGAGAAGGGACCUGAAGCAGCUGUGGCAGACACCGAUGAAGGUGAAUCCAAAGAAGAGGCUGUAGAAGAAGAGGAAGAGAAAGACGAUGAAGAUGAUGAGGUAGAGGAAGAGAAGACAGAUGCUUCUGUUGAAGAUGAUGAUGAAGAUGAUGAAGAGGAGUCUGCAGCUGCUGAUGCUGAGGAUGACGAUGAUGAAGUUUCUCCUGAACCUAGUUCCACUUCUGAGAAUGAAGAGUCGGCCGUGUCUCCCGACUCGGAGUCUGACGCACCUGUUGAUGUCAAAGACAGCGAUGAAGAUGUGACUCUGCCUGUUGACGAUGAUGAAGACCAUGAAGAUAAACAUGAAGGCCACGAAGAUGAUGAAGAAGACGAAGAUGAUGAAGACGACGAAGAUGAUGCCUUCAUCGACAGCUCAGACCUCAGUGAAUCUGCACUUCUCUCGAGUGAUGAGGAGGCAGAGGAGGAUGGCGACGACGAUGAUGAUGAAGAUGACAAACUAGCUGAGGGUGUUCUAACAUCUGACAGCGAGGAAGACUACCUGAAGCUUGAUCUUCCUCCGGUCGCCACAGUUAGUGAGGAUGAUGAAGAUGAUGAAAUUGAGGAUCAUAAACUCUCCGAACUCGAGGAUCUUCUUCUUCUGGCCGCUCUUGAAGAUGAUGAUGAAGACCUGAAGGACACUGAUGAUGACGAGGAUGAUGAUGAAGAUCUGGAGGACGUCUCUGUUGCCUCCUCUGAGCACUUUGCAGAUGAUGAAGAUGACGAUGAAGACAGUGACCUCAGAGACGAUGAUCUUGACAUCGACUUUGACAAAGACGUCCACGUUGAGCUGGACGCUGAAGACGAUGAUGAUGAUGAUCAUCACAAAACCGAUGAUGAUGAAGAGGAUGAUGAUAAAGAUGAGGAGGAAGUUGAAGUCGCUCCCUUUGAGAGCACAGACAGUGGAGUCCUAGGUGAUGAUGAUGCUGAUGAUGCUCUGGAAACAGAUGAAGAGUCUGUCGGAGAGACUGUCUUCAGUGAUGACAUCACCUAUGACACAAGUGAUGAAGACGACGAGGACGAUAAAGACGAUGAUGAAGAUAUUGAUUCCAGCUCGUUUGAGUUCAGCCUCGAUCAAGAAGAAAUUAAAGAAACAUUCGUUUACACUGAAAAAGAUGAAGACGAGAUCAUAUCAGAGUUUUUAGCUGAUGAGGACGAGGACGUCGAUGAUGGUGAUGAUGAAGAUGAGGAAGAUGAGGAAGAUGAGGAAGAUGACGACGUCCUGCUCACAGCCCCCACUGCAGCGGCGUCCUCUGUCCAGGAGGAGGCAGUAAAGACUGAGGUGGAUGAGGAAGAGGAGCAGCUCCGUCAGGCUGGUGAUGAAGAUGAAGCUGAGGAGGACGACACAGAGGAAACUGCCUCAGUCACCAGUCAGCCUGCUGCUCCUGUCGAGGAAGACGAGGGAGAAGACGAAGAGCCGACGGCUGAAACGCAGAAAUCUGUGGAUGAGCCUGAAGAUGAGAAAGAGGAGUACGAUGAAGAUGACGAUGAGGAGCGGGCGGCGGUGGAUGUGAUCAGACCUUUGCCUGAACCGGAGGAGGAGGCGACGAAGAGUGAAGUCCCAGAUUGUCCAUGUUUACAUUCUGCUAAAACCAGCACCAAGACGGCAGAGAAAAAAGUUUUAUUUUCAGAGGCUCCAAGGAGGGUUUCAGCAACGAGGAGGAAAAAAGUUUCAGACCGUGAAGCUGUGAAAACAGACGACAAACCAAAAAGGAAAGCUCUUCCCAGAAUUGUGAGUCUGGAGCCGAAGAUCAGGAAGAUCAGGAGGAUCCCGGCUCUUCCCAGAGUCAAGAAAGUAGAGAAGACAAAAACUUCCAAACCAGAGACAGUGACCAAAAAACAAGAGGACGUCCCGGAAUCUGGACAAGAAGUCGGCCCCUGCAGACCUGCACCCGUCUACUGCCCGUCCCCACCCGGCUGGUACGUUCAUCACAUCGUCACAGACAACCCGUACCCCCCCCCCACCAUGGCAGCUCCGUCUGCUCCUGUCCUCACCGUCCAUCCCGGAGCGCCGCCCAUGCAGCCGCUCUACCAUCAACCACCACCCCCCCCACUGAUGCAGUAUCAACCGUAUGUGCCGCCGCUGCAGCCGGUGACGCAGCCGCCGCCAGAAGCAGCUCAGCCGGCUGAAGCUGCGCCGCCAGAGGCCCCAGAGCAGGAGGCCCCGGUUCAGCCGGAGGUCAAGGCUCCAGCUGCCGAAGCUCCGCCGGCGGCCAUUCGGCUCCACGAACCAGUGACUGAGGAGGAAGAGGUGAAGGCUGCCUCCCCCAAGAAAGCUGCUAAGAAGAAAACCACUAAGGCGGCUGAUUCAGAAAAAGAGCCGCCAGCAGCCAAACAGAAACCAAAGAAAGAAGCUGUUGUUUCUAAAGACAAAACCAAAGCAGCCCCUGCAAAGAAAGACUCAGCAGCAAAAGAAGAGAAAACCAAAAGUCCUGCAGCAGCUAAAAAAGAGAAAACUGUGAAAGAAAAAACCAGAACCGCUGCAGCUGCAAAGAAAGAGCCUGCAGCUGUUCAUCAGAAGAGGAAAUCCUCCUCUGAAAAGACGGCGUCUCCUGUCAAGAGCAAAGCCAAGACGGCUCCUGCCAAGAAAGAUCCGGAGCCGCGUCCACAUCCGAUCAGACUGAGAACGAGACUCGACGCCGGCAAGAGGGCGAACGUGACGUCUCCGGCCAAAGACGAGAAACCGUCCAGACCUUCUUCCUCUGAACCAGCCAAGAUGAAGUCAGAAACCUCGGCAGAGAGGAAAGGCAAAGCUGAAAAGGCUGAGAAGAAAUCUGUCAAAGAGGCUCAAGAUAAAGAGAAACAGCCAUCAGAAGCCAAAGAGCCGCAGACUGAAGACAACACCACAGAACAGAAGAAACCAGGCCAGCGAUACUUCCAGUGCAUUUACGUCCCUGGUAAAAAUGCUCAGUACCCCUUACGACCUUUCACCCCAGCGAUGUCCCCCGCCAUGAUGUCCCCCGCCAUGAUGUCCCCUGCACUCCGCUCCAUGUUGGAGCAGCAGCAGCGAGCAGCCAGGGCGUCGGGGCAGUAACCUCACGUCCGAUAUCUCCGCUCUCCACCUGCAGCAGGAGACAUGUUUGAAUCUGUGGACGAAAAAAGAAGGGGACAGAAAUAUUUUGUCUUUGAUUCAUUUGUGUAUUUAUUAUUUCUCGUUGUGGUUGAGCUCCUGGGUUUCUUAAUGAGAUGAUUUCACCCUCAGCUGAUGCUUCGCUGUGUUUGGUUUUACUCGUUGUCACUUUCAUGCCUGUCAAUAUCACUAAUAUAUUUCUGUGAAUAUUCAUAAAUCAAUAUAAUGUACAUAACAUGUAUAUUUAUAAUUAAGGCUGAGUUGAAAGGUGACACGUCUGCAUGUCAUUUUUUUAAUUUUAUUCUGUCCACUCCCGUGUAAGCUCCUGAUUUUUUAUUUAAUAUUGCUCAGGACAGUUGCACAUUAUUCUCAAAAAACGUAACUUUGUUUUAGGUUUUAUUUUAUUUUUAGCUGCACAUUACUUGGAUUAGGAAAAAUUCGAUUAAAUAAUUAAUAAUAAGCAUUUUUUUUGGAGAAUAUAUUUAAUUAUUUAAUUAAAAUGUCAUGUCAUGUCAUUAAAAUUCAUCUAAUUGAG